AUGCCUAGAUGUGCUUUUUUAAAAAGAAAUUCAAGACAUUUAAGAAGAUUAUCCAGAUUAUAUGAUUGGGAAAUAACUGAAAAUGGAGAUUUUAGACCUAUGAUGUCAAAAAAAAAAAUUGAAAGAUCAAUAUCAUUAAAAGAAAAAGAAUGUGCAAAUGAUUCAUAUAUAUUAGAAACUAUAUUAAAUGGUUAUAAUAGGCAUAAAAUACCUGGAGGUAGUGUUGAUGUAGCUGUAGAAGUUUGGACACAAGAAAUAACAGCAGUUUCUGAUUCAACACAAGAUUUUCAAUUAGAUUUAUAUAUAAGUGAAACAUGGUUAGAUCCUUCACUUAAUUUUGAAUGGAUGGGACCAUGUAAACAAAAUUUAUCACUUAAUUCUGUUGUAUUAGAAAAAUUAUGGACACCUAAUUCUUGUUUUAUUAAUUCUAAAACUGCUGAAAUUCAUAAAUCACCAUUUCCUAAUAUAUUUUUACUUAUUUAUUCAAAUGGGACAGGUCCAUGUAUAAUGAAUUUACAACGUUUUCCAUUUGAUUCAAUAAAAUGUUUUUUGACCUUUGAAAGUUUUAAUUAUAAUAUUCAAGAAGUUAGCAUGAAUUGGACACCAAAUGGUGUUUCUAAUAUGAAAGAUAAAAUGGAGUUAGCUGAUUACGAGUUAGAUCAUAUGAAUAGUAUUCGAAAAACAGAAGCAUAUCCUGCUGGAUUGUGGCAUGAAUUAACAAUGGAAUAUCAUUUUAACAGAAGAGCCGGAUGGUAUAUACUUCAAGCAUACUUACCAACAUAUCUUACAAUCUGCAUUUCAUGGAUAUCAUUUGCACUUGGAACAAAAGCAAUUCCAGCUAGAACAAUGUUAGGCGUUAAUUCUCUUCUGGCAAUGACAUUUCAAUUUGGUAAUAUUAUUAGAAAUUUACCUAGAGUUAGUUAUGUUAAAGCUAUUGAUGUUUGGAUGUUAAGUUGUAUGACAUUUGUAUUUUGUUCAUUAUUAGAACUUGCAUGGGUUGGUUAUUUAAGUAAAGAUGAAACAAUAGAUCCUCCUUUUGAGGAAACACAUAAUAUUAAUCAAGAAAAUUCGGGAGAUAAUAAUAUUAUACAAAGAAAUUAUAAACAGGUAGUAGAAAAUAAUUAUAAUGUUGAUAAAAAUAAAAUACAUCCAAAACGUAAUGAAAAUAUUGAAACUAAUAAACAUUAUAAUUUGCCUCAAUAUUUACAACUUGAUGGUAUAGGAGAAUCAAUAAAUAGUUGUUUUAGAAGAAAUUAUACAGGAAGUAAUGAAGAAAAAAGUGCCCUACUUAAUUUAGCUCGUGAUAAUGAUUAUGGUUAUAUUCCACCUGGAUAUGGUCUUCAUAAAUCUUAUCCAAAUUUAAGUUUAACAUCAUGUACAUGUAAAGAUACAUUAUUACCAAAUGUUCAUGAAGCAAGAUCAUCUGGUGUUUAUGGUAUGUUUCAUAGUGAUUCAUAUCAUAUUCCAAAUUGUCCUUUGUAUCAAAAACCAUAUAAUAAUAAAAUUUCUCCUGGUGGACAGAUACAAUCAUUUACCAAUGAAAUGUAUUAUGGUGAUGAACAAAUUAAUUAUAAUAAAUCAUCUAUUACUAAUAAACAUACUCAGAUGACAGAUUCAAAAAAAGUAUCAUUAGCAUGGAGAAAAUAUAAAAGAGAAAAAAUGGCUCAAAAUAUUGAUAAACUAUCAGCAUUAUUAUUUCCUAGUUUAUUUAGUAUUUUUAAUAUUGCCUAUUGGUAUCAUUAUUUGAGUGGUUAA
Strongyloides ratti is the source of this 1755-nucleotide messenger RNA. Its product is annotated as Gamma-aminobutyric acid A receptor/Glycine receptor alpha family and Neurotransmitter-gated ion-channel transmembrane domain and Neurotransmitter-gated ion-channel family and Neurotransmitter-gated ion-channel ligand-binding domain-containing protein. Bases 1 to 1755 code for a protein of 584 amino acids. NCBI's taxonomy places the organism in Eukaryota, Metazoa, Nematoda, Chromadorea, Rhabditida, Strongyloididae. Gene Ontology annotation, molecular function: extracellular ligand-gated monoatomic ion channel activity; neurotransmitter receptor activity; transmembrane signaling receptor activity. Gene Ontology annotation, biological process: signal transduction; chloride transmembrane transport; regulation of membrane potential. The record is from RefSeq and is a predicted model, not a curated record. Gene Ontology annotation, cellular component: membrane; synapse; neuron projection. The transcript has 7 exons.